This is a messenger RNA of Phytophthora sojae, 4346 nucleotides long. RefSeq lists its product as hypothetical. Lineage: Eukaryota; Oomycota; Peronosporomycetes; Peronosporales; Peronosporaceae. Gene Ontology annotation, molecular function: FAD binding. The transcript has a single exon. The record is from RefSeq and is a predicted model, not a curated record. The coding region runs from base 2136 to 3626 and encodes 496 amino acids.
ACAGACGAGGUGUACGGGGAGGGGAGACCCGACUCGGCGCCGAUGACUGAGGACCACGUGCUCGAGCCGACCAACCCGUACGCGGCCACGAAGGCUGGUGCGGAGUUUCUGGUCAAGAGCUUCCACCGUUCGUUCGGUCUCCCGACCAUCAUCACGAGGAGCAACAACGUGUACGGACCGCACCAGUACCCCGAGAAGCUCAUCCCCAAGUUUAUCAACCAGAUCCUGCGCGACCGACCAGUGACGAUCCACGGCGACGGCAUGCACACACGCAACUACCUGUACAUCUCCGACGUCGUGGCGGCCUUCGAUCUCAUUCUACACGAGGGAAAAGUGGGGGAGGUCUACAACAUCGGCGGCGAGAACGAACUCUCCAACAAGGAGGUGGCGAUGGAUCUGCUGGAGGCGAUGAAGCCGCAGCUUGUCGGAGCUGAGAAGGCCAAGAUGAUCACACACGUGCAAGACCGGCCCUUCAACGAUCACCGGUACACCAUCGACGCGGCCAAGAUCCGUCGGCUGGGCUGGACGGAGAAGGUCUCGUGGCGUGACGGCCUGCGCAAGACGGUCAAGUGGUUCUGCCGAUAUGGUCACCGCUUCAACAACAUCGACCACGCGCUCGAGGCCCACCCGGUCAACUUUAAGAAGACGUACAAGAUCAAUCUACCCUAGUCGAGAGCGCAACCGAGUGUAGCAUAUAAGCCCCCCAGCGAGAACAACACGUCCACCACAUACAGUAGAAGAUGCAAACUUUUCUACGUGUACUACAUCGUAAAUGUACGCAACAAUCGUUGCUGCUCUAUGCAGGAGUGAACAAACCAUACAGCAAUCUAACAAAGCUACGGGCUGGAGCCUCCAGGUAACAGAAGAAAAUCGUGCCUGAACGUUCGAGGCCUAGAUUAAAGUACCGGUACUUUGGUGCUGCAAGAUCUACAGUACUUGAUGCGCUCUUUACACGGAAUGCCCGCUUACUUGAGGCAGUCUUACCGUUUUUUUGUUUUUGCGCGCAAACACUUUCCUCUAUGAAGACACUGCAUCAGCUCCCGUUUAUAGUGGAGCCACAGAAGCUUUAGCUCAGGGCACAUUAUGUUCUGGUGGCUCAUUUCGGUGUCGACUUCUAACGAUUCUCAAAUUUCCUAGACGAAGCUUCCUAUUAUCACGCCCAUCCUUGUAUUGUUCACCGGUAUGAACCCGUCGGCUCCGUCGUAUCGCUAACUCGUGGCUGUAUCACGCUGUCCCGGGCAAGUACUCUUUCGCCAGUUCGAUAUCGAUCGUCUUGGCAGGUCGCAACGGCCAUGGGCGCGGCUCGAGCUGUUAGCACAUCGAAAUCAUUAGCUGCAAGCGACACUGUACUUUGGCAGCAAGAAUCCCCUUUCAAGUGAAUCCAUACAAGCGGGUAGGGCCGUAAAGUGCUUCACUCACUAAAUCCACUGCUCUUGGUCGCUGCUAUCAGAGGACUGGCGAACUACCUACUUCAGCUUGAGCAGCUAAGAGCUGGGCAGACCGCGCACUUUGAAAAUCGAGUCCGCCGUAGGUCAAAUUUCCGUUGCUGAGCACUCCUCCUCCAUAACGGUAGCCGAUCAUUAGCAGCAGUUUGGUAUGAGCUACUCUGCGGCUUCAUCGCAAAAACUAUUCGCUUCGUUGGUCUCCGUCCACUGCGCACUUAUAUGUGACUUGUGCAACCACUUCAACAACCUGACCAUUCAUAGCGCUUUCCGCGGAUUACCAAAUGCACGAAGUGGCGCUUAGCGUUUGACAUUCCGACAUGGAAAGCGUUGCAAGGGCUCUUUGGAGACCCGUAGCGAUGAAAUUGCAGGACCAAAGCUGGCUUUAUCUCGCGCUUUCCACGGCUUAGUCGCGCUCAGGAAUGGCAGGUAUCGCGGCAGUUCACUUGCCGGAGCCCCCAUUUCCAUAUUCCCGCAGCAUUGCACUCGCUGGCGUACCGCUCUCAGCGCUGCGUGGCGCUGCCGCCGCACCGCAUGCAUCGGAACCGUUUAUCGAGUGCAGCUACCAUCGAUACAGGUUGCCGUACGGGCAAUCCACACGAGUUUGCAGGGCCCUCAUUCCUCAAAAUUCCUUGAGCACAACACCCAAGCAAGAGAUCGAGACCGUGACAGUGGAUUCACCGACCAACAACCAUGGGACGCAACCGCCAUCAUCACCAGACCCGAGCGACUCACUACGACCAGCGUGAGACACGAGACGCGGAUGAAUACGACGAGUCCAAGCGCCGCAAGAUGAUCCGCUGGAUCAAGUCGCGCUUUGGAUACGUCGAGCCAGAGACGGCUCCGCAUCCGCGCGACCGCAGCAGCCUCAGCAAGAGCGGACGAUCUCGUGGCAAUAACAGCUUUUCGCUCGGAUCCUCGAGCAGUGGCAACCCGCAGUACACGCCAUCUUGCCGUACGGACUACCGCACUCACGUGUUGAUCAUCGGCGGUGGAAUCGGAGGGCUCUGCCUGGCUCAAGGUCUCAAGAAACAUGGCAUCCCUUUCACGGUGUUCGAGCGCGAUCCGUCUCCCAAUUAUCGCACUCAGGGCUACCGCUUGCGGAUCAACAGCGACGGGUACCAAGCACUGAAGACCAACCUCUCGCCCGAGAACUUUGAGGUGUUCCUUCGAGCCACAGGUCAUUUCCAGCCCGGCUUCAAGUAUCUCGAAGCUGAAAGUGGUGCCCCUGCUCCACCUAACGCGCAGUUCUCGCACAAAUCCGGCAUCACCAAGAACGUCUUCAGCGCCGACCGCGCCAUGCUGCGAUCUCUGAUGCUCACGGACCUGAAUGAACACGAAAUCCGGUACGGGAUGGCCUUCAAGAGCUUCCAUGUGCAGCCCAAUGGACGUGUGGAGGUCACCUUCGAGAAUGGCAUGACCGUAGAAGGCAGCGUGCUUGUUGGAGCCGACGGAACGACUUCGCGUGUGCGCCGACAGUACGUACCGCGAGCUGCCACGCUCCUGGACACUGAUAGCGGUGCCAUCUACGGCAAAACGAAGCUGACGCCCGAGAUCGAGAACUUCUUCGAGACCGACAAAACCACCAUGGUCAUCAGCAAGGAGCCCCCGAUGAGCCUCGUCAUGGAACCUCGCUGCAAUGUGCAGGCUGACCUGAAAGAGUUUGCGGCUAUCUCGAACACAGACGUGCCGGAUAUCCAGAACUACAUUUGCUGGGUCCUCAUCGCUCGCGCACAACACUUCCACCGGAACGAAGAAACCACAGUCCAGGAUCUCUUCUCCAUGAAGCCAACUGAAGUCGCCAACUUGUCGAAUGACAUGACGCGCAACUGGUGUCCAGAGAUCCGUGCGAUCUUCGAGCACCAGUCACCAGAAUGGAGCUCUUUCCUGCGCAUAUCGACCAUGUCCCCGGAAAUUCGCCACUGGCAGCCGUCCACGGUCACGCUGAUCGGAGAUGCAGUGCACACCAUGGCACCGGCAGGCAUUGGCUGCAACACGGCUCUCCACGACGCUCAAAUGCUGGUGAAGUAUUUCCGUGAGAUGGGUGUCGGGGUGGAUGCUAUCGCGCAGUAUGAACACAACAUGCGUCAGUACGGCUCCGAGGGUAUUGCCAUUAGCAUGGAUGCAGGGAAAAUCAUGUACGACCUACCGAGUGUCGAGGACAUGCGUGCUGUCGCCUACUGAUCCUGGAUGAGAAUCACUCAGCGUGAACUGUUACAUAUCUUCUUGAAUAACUCGCUUGAAUUACUCGUUUCUCUUACGAUGUAUUACUUGUUGUGGUACUUGUGCGGCUUUCCUGCUCCUUAUUUAAUUCGAACAAUGCGUACUUUGGAGUUGGCAGGGACAAUAAUGAUCAGCUUUUCUCGAGCCAACAAGGAUGUAUGAGGGAACGGCGCAACUCGAGCAGCAGAAAUCUCUUCGCAGCUCGGCCAAACGAUACGCCUGUCCUUGUAUCUGGCGCAGUUCAUGUAUCACUCCAUCGCAACAAACUUGGUGAGCGCAAUGGGCUGUCCUGCUUCAGGGAAGGGCUGCCCAGCCAAAGCAGUGGAGUCAGCGCAUGAAAACCCGAGAUGUUUUGCUGCCGAACAAACGUUUGCCAAGCCCCAGCCAUAGAUGUUGUUCGGGUACUCCUGGUAUGUGGUAUUACCACAUUCACUAGGAACGAGGAAAGGCUUGUGUAACUUGCGCGUCGUCGUCUCGGUGAGACUUUGCAGGACCUUCUCGUACGCUGGUGGUUUUGCCACAGAGAUUUCUUCCGAGGAAUUAUACAAACUGAGCAGCAACGCGACAGCGCCAGCCACGUGUGGCGUCGCCAUGGAGGUUCCGGUGAGCCGCGUGUAUGCACUGUCCUUGACGCUCAUAGCCGACCGAAUUCCGACUCCAGGAGCAACGAAGUCAGGCUUG